GUGUGAUACUGUACAGAGCUCGCAAACUACACCAUUUUUUAAAUAUAUAUAUAUAUAUAUAUAAGAAGACAAAUUUUAAAAGGAUGGGAGACGAUACUACUUGGCUGUGAGAUUAUUUUUUUUUAAAGAGCAUCUUCAAAGUUUGUUUUUAUAAACACAUACAAAACUAGUUAUAGGCUAAAAGUCUCUCUAGAUACAUGCCAAGGGCACGUUGACGUGUAUUGUCACGAACCCUAUUAAAUGUUGACCCGCACAAGGAAAGCGGUCUUGGAGACGCAUUGCCUUUUCGCUCUGAGAACACCGAGUUGGUUUUGAGUGACGUUUCUUUCUCUUUUCCUCCGGUGCGAUCGGUCUGCGAGCUACACCGUUUUCUAAUUGAUCCGUCAUAAAUGUCAUUCCUGAACAUAAGAAAGCCGGCGAACCCCGCUUACUCCUGUAUCGUAUUAUUUCGUUUCAUUAAUUUCGAAGCCAGAGGAUCGAUAAACAAGAUCAAUUUUUUUGAGAGUUGAGAGAAAUCAAUAGGCGACAUAUCAACCGCCACGCCGAGACCUAUUCCCUCAUCGAAAUGAACGCAGUGAAAUAACGACUCUAAACCGACUCGGUCAGAUCAGGUGAAUCAUUUUCAAAGACAAGGACUAUCAUUGGUCUCACACCAACCGACAAUAAUGUCAACAGAAAUACAAGCAAGUGGCUGUACAUGUCAAACAACGUUUGUAUUGUCAGGAAUUCACAGGCUAACACAAAACUCUUCAUAGAGUUGGUCCCUGUCAUUUGGAGGGCAGCCACCACCUGCUCCAGGUCAGUGAAGGAGAGCUCCUCAUGGAGGCCGAUCAGUUUUACCAUUACAUUACCCGCUCUCAUCCUGUUGAACGCCAUCAGUAGCUGCCACCUUCAGUGAGGUCCUCUUAAGCCACUUCCACUGACCGCUGAACCCUCGUUGCCAUGGAGAACAUGAGUGAGCUCCAGAACCCGCUCCUGGACAAGAACAGCAAGCACGUCGUCAACGGUUACGGCGGCGACUUCCCUAACAACCAGUACCAGGAGAACAUCAUCAACUACUUAACCGGUGGCAACAGCGGAGAAGGAGGAGGUAACACUACCAACGGUACGGUGGCCCAUGUGGGACACAACAACCCCAACGGCAAGACGAAAGCUCAACAACUCCUGGACGCCACCUCACUCCAUCUGGCCGUCGAGGCCUUCUACAGGCCUAACUUCAUCCUGUACAAGGAGGAAGGGGGAGGAGGAGGCGGAGUCAAGGCCAAGGAUUAUAAGAGCGAGUGCUGCGAGACUACCUUCACAGAGAAGAAAGAGAAGGAGAGGGAGGCGUCUGUAGCAGUGGAGACCCCCGGUAGCACAGAGGACCCUCAGGCCAAGCUGCUGGAAGAAGGAGACAACGUGAAGAUACAGACCGUCUCCUACGAGGUGGAGGAGGAGGAAUAUGUGGAUUACGAGACGGACGGCUCCAGUGACAGUGAGAGUGAAGAUAACUUCAUAAUGAUCCCACCCAGAGACCAUCUGGGCCUGGCCAUCUUCUCCAUGCUCUGCUGCUUCUGGCCCCUGGGCAUCGCUGCUUUCUACUUCUCCCAGGGGACCAGUAAGGCGGUGACGAAGGGUGACUUCCCGCUGGCGAGCAUCGCAUCCCGAAGGGCUUUGUUCCUGGCGGCCCUCUCCAUCACCAUCGGGACAGGUGUCUACGUGGGGGUGGUGGUGGCCCUCAUCGCCUACCUCUCCAAGCCAGGUCACAUAUAGCAGUGCCAAGGGGAACCGGUAAUGGACACUGCUACUGCCAGGGAAAGGUGAAGGGGGCAUCAUUCUUUUUUUCUUCCACCAUCCCUCUAUCUGUCCAGCCUUCUCUCAGACUACCAGGUGAACAACAGGAGAGAAGUGAGGAACCAGCCCUUCUCAGUGGACACUGCUACUACCAGGGAAUGGUUUGAACUGCCCUCCUCUCGUAACAUAACAGCACUGCUGACAUGCAAUCCGUUCCUCUCUCUUUCCCCCUCAUCCCUUCAUCUCACUAUCCUCCUCCCUUCAGCCUCCCUACAGGCAGCAAAGAUUAGAUGAAGGAACAAAGAGGAGCUAGACAUGAAGGGGAGAUGAGGAGGAGGAGGAGGAGGAGAAGAGCAGGGGAAACUAGGACAGAGAGAACACAGACACUGUUUUCUCUGGGAAAAGUUAUCUGAAGUGAGGUAAAGAAGAACACAGUUUGAGAUGUGAUGUCCUGUUCCGUUCCGUUCCGUCUCCCCCCCCGUCUCCCCCCCUGUAGGGUGUUUAAACUUAGCUUUGUUACUUCAACAUUCUACAGACCAUUACAGAAAACGAGAUGGGUGGGUGAGGGAUCAGACAGCAAAAAAAAAACAUGGUUUGCAAUUACUGAGAGUUUAGCAGACGGAGAAACUUCAAGGGACCGCUGUGUCUGGAGGUCUCACUGAGAGGACUAUAAAAACGUCCUUGAAUUCUCUAUCUGUAUGCCGUCUGAACCAGGAUUGAACAUUUUGACUAUCUGGAUCCCCUGCUACUAACUGACUAUCUCUGUUAAUUUACCAUCAAAUGCUUCUUCAAUGGGUCUGGUUCUAAGGCCUACUGCUGGGUGGUUCUCUGUCAACAUGGAGAGAGAGAGAGAGACAGAGAGAGAGAGAGAGAGACAGACAGAGAGAGAGAGAGAGAGAGAGAGACAGAGAGAGACAGAGACAGACAGAGAGAGAGAGACAGAGACAGACAGACAGAGAGAGACAGAGAGAGAGAGACAGAGAGACAGACAGAGAGAGAGAGAGAGACAGAGAGAGAGACAGACAGAGAGACAGAGAGAGAGACAGAGACAGACAGAGAGAGAGAGAGAGAGACAGAGAGAGAGAG
Oncorhynchus keta (chum salmon) is the source of this 2859-nucleotide messenger RNA. Its product is annotated as synapse differentiation-inducing gene protein 1-like. NCBI's taxonomy places the organism in Eukaryota, Metazoa, Chordata, Actinopteri, Salmoniformes, Salmonidae. Bases 943 to 1752 code for a protein of 269 amino acids. Gene Ontology annotation, cellular component: membrane; intracellular membrane-bounded organelle. The record is from RefSeq and is a predicted model, not a curated record. The transcript is spliced from 5 exons.